Synchiropus splendidus (mandarinfish) is the source of this 2434-nucleotide messenger RNA. RefSeq names its product DNA cross-link repair 1B (gene dclre1b). The transcript has 4 exons. Gene Ontology annotation, biological process: interstrand cross-link repair; protection from non-homologous end joining at telomere; double-strand break repair via nonhomologous end joining. Gene Ontology annotation, molecular function: 5'-3' DNA exonuclease activity; damaged DNA binding. The record is from RefSeq and is a predicted model, not a curated record. NCBI's taxonomy places the organism in Eukaryota, Metazoa, Chordata, Actinopteri, Syngnathiformes, Callionymidae. The coding region runs from base 156 to 1751 and encodes 531 amino acids.
GGAGUCAAAAUUAAAAACAAAUGGCGGGCGUUUUAUGCAUCUCUUCUAGGGUCGACGUUUUAGCGAUUUUAAUUCAUGCGAACACUGGUGAAGUCUUCAGCCGGACGCAGUCAGAGAAGCGCUGAUGCUAGCCAGCUAGCUCCUCCGCAGCCACCAUGUCUGUGAACGGGAGGACCAUCCCCAACACGCCGCUGGCUGUGGACUUCUGGCAGGUCCGCAGGUGUCACGGGACUCGCCUCUUCUUUCUGUCCCACAUGCACAGCGACCACACUGUCGGUCUGACGUCCACCUGGACCAACAGACCCAUCUACUGCUCACCUGUGACCCGGAGUCUGCUCACACUGAAACUGCAGGUAAAAGAGGAGUGGAUCCACCCGCUGGAGCUGGGCGAGCCACACCUCCUCCCCCUGGACGACAUCGGCAAAGAAAAACUGACAGUGACCCUCAUUGAUGCCAACCACUGUCCGGGAGCAGUCAUGUUUCUGUUUGAGGGAUAUUUUGGAACGAUACUCUACACUGGUGACUUCAGAUAUGCUCCUGUGAUGCUGCGCGAGCUUUACCAGAAAACCAGCGGCACCAUCGACGUUCUCUACCUGGACAAUACCAACUGUGACCCGAACCGCAGCCUUCCCUCCAGGAAGCAAGCCACACAACUCAUCAAGGAGAUCAUCCGCAGCCACUCGGAGCACUGCAUCGUUGUUGGUCUGUACACUCUGGGGAAGGAGUCCCUGCUGGUGGAUCUGGCCAUGGAGUUCAAAACCUGGAUCGAAGUGAGCUACGAGCGAAUGGAGAUCCUCAAAGCUCUGGACCUGCCGGACGUCUUCACCACUGAACGGGGAGCUGGCCGCAUCCGAGUUGUCAAUCACAGUGAGGUUUCAGCGGCAAAUGUGCGGCUGUGGGAGCAGGAGCAGCCCACUCUGGCCAUCCUGCCCACCAGCAGGCACCUGCCCUCCUUCCACCCAAACGUCCAUGUGGUGCCUUACUCAGACCACUCCUCUUAUCAGGAGCUGGAGGACUUUGUGUCUGCGCUCAAACCCACCACCCUGGUGCCCAUUUUAGGAGUCGGCGUCCCUGAGAGCCUCUUGAGCUUUGUGCCCAGUGGCAAGCCUCAUGAGUUCCUGGUGCCCGAGUCAGUCCGACAGUACAUGUCCAGUCAACGCGACCCUUCUGCGACUGCCACUAGUGUUUCGCGGAAACACAGCCGACCUCUUCCUCCUAAGGGGGUGAUCUUCGAGUCGCCCCUUGGCUCAGCUCGGAAGAGAAGGAGGCACUCAUCAGGAGCCGAGAGUCUUCAGACGGAGGACUCUGGCACUGACUGCAGUGAAAAAGACUCGACCCUGGUCUUGGACUUGAGCAGAACCUUGGUUCACGAGCUGGAUUUGGAGCAGUCGUCUUGCAGCCCUGACGACGAGUCGGUGGUGUCGGUCUCCUGCAGUUUAAGUCCCAGCAGCUCAUCGGUUGCAAGAGUGGUCACGUCUCCAGCCAGAGGCAGCGGAAGCUCAGCAAGUCCUCACUCAUCUGAGUCACGUAACGCUAACAGUCCCACGCUGUCAGACAGCACUGGGACCUGCAGGCCCAGUCCGUUGCACCUCCAGGCUCAGAACCGACCCGCUUCCUCCAGCCGUCCGUCCAGCAGAGACCUUCUGCUGCGAGUGGAGCAGAUCGAAAAUGAGCUUUUAAAGAAUCUGCCUUUCACAGAGGACGACCUCAGGUGUCCUUUUCACGACGUCCUUAAAACACAGCGACCUUGACGUGACCUGCUGCCUGUAGUCGAGUCCUCACUAUAAAUGUAGACAGUGUGUUUUUACCUCUUUAUAAGACUGCACCAGUUAGUUUCUGUAUUAAUGCACGUCUCCGUGAAAGUAUUACAGUUGCAACUACAAUGUCGUACUGAAGACACUCCCAUCGUAGACUUGUGUUGAAGCCACAAAGGAAGUUCACUGUCUCCUUCGACCUCGACCACUGAGCUCACCCUCAAUUCUCGUGAUGUGUAAGUGCUGCUCGUGUGGCUCUGCUUCUGUAGUUCAGCCAAUAUUUCCUGACAAGUAGUCGAUCAAUCGCUUUACUGUCCUUAAUGCCUUCGCGUGUUAUCUGUUUACGUUCCUGAGGUGAGUGAUCAUAUGCAUGCCUGCAUAACAGCCACCUAUGUGUGUAUGAACCGUUGCUGCUGGUAUAUUAAACCUGUUCUUUUACAGCCUCCGUGUGAGGCGGUGUUUGCUCCUCUAAUAAAGUCAUGACUCACGAGUUUGUGCCCAAGCGUGUUCUACCCUUCUCCGCUAGAGGGCAGCAGAAUUUGCUUUACGUUUUUGACUUGAGCGCAGCGUCUCACUUUUUACACAAGUGGCUCCCCCAAUUGUUCUUUCUUUUAGAAUGUAAUAUAUACCUUAAACGUACAUUAUAAUGACCUGUGUUAAUGUUGAUUGUUUGUAAAGAU